Molecule: messenger RNA, 644 nt
Organism: Aspergillus caelatus
Lineage: Eukaryota; Fungi; Ascomycota; Eurotiomycetes; Eurotiales; Aspergillaceae
Product: general stress protein
Exons: 3
Coding region: 62-310 (82 amino acids)
Source: RefSeq, a predicted model, not a curated record
CGAAGCAAACCAUAGCAACACUAAUAACGAAUAUUUAUUUCAUCUCAUUCACAAAUUCACAAUGGCCUCAAACACAAACCCCGGAAACUUCAGCAACCGCCCCCAUGAAGAGGUUGAAAACAUUGCCCGCAAGGGUGGCCAAAGCUCCCACUCUGGAGGUUUUGCAAACAUGGACCCUGACAAGCAGGUAGGUAUUGCUUCCAAGGGUGGUCAGGCCUCGAGCGGAAGCUUCGAACCCGGUGAUCCUAGAGCCCGCGAGGCCGGCCGCAAGGGUGGCUCAAGAACUCAAUAUGACCAACCCGAGGAGUAAAAAAGUCGUUAUCGGAUGAUAACUUGUUGCCAUACUACUUGUGUUGUUUGAUGAUAUGAUGUUGUAACCUGUACAUUGCCAUUACAUCUUCUUUUCAAGUACUUGCAACAUCAUAAAUAACUCUCAUACUGAAUUGCCAUCAUUGUGUAGUAGAUAUUGGUAGAAAUGAUGUCCCAUCGACGUAUGAGUCUCCACAUCAACCGACCAUGACCAAUAAGAUGUCAGCAGUGCAUCACCACAAAUUGUCCGUUUUCGAUCAAGAUACAAAACCCACAAGUUGUCAUCGGGUGUCAGUUUUCUUCAGCUUAAUUGAGGUUCUUCGAAUGGUAUGUAG